AUGGCUCCUCCAGUCUGGACUCUGGUGCUGUUGGUGGGCGCUGCCUGGGGCCGUAAAGAGAAGCCUCCGGACUGGAAGCCAGGUGACCGCAGCUCUACGGAUAACUCUAUUCUCACCCAGUGUGACUUUGAGGAUGACGCCAAACCCCUCUGUGACUGGACCCAAGAGUCCACAGAUGACGGGGACUGGAUUCGAACCAGUGGGCCCUCCCCCACUGGCAGCACCGGUCCCCCCGGGGGGUACCCCAAUGGAGAGGGCCACUACCUCCACAUGGACUCGAACACCUUCCACCGUGGCGGGGUGGCCCGCCUACACAGCCCCCCACUAUGGGUGCAAGGUCCCCUCUGUGUGUACUUCGCCUACCACAUGUUUGGGUUGUCGUGGGGAGCCCAGCUCAAACUGCUGCUGCUCAGGGACACCAAGAAAAAGCACCCCAGCCUGCUCUGGAAACACAUUAACACCCAGAGGCCCUCCUGGAUGCCCACCGCUGUCACCGUGCCUAUGGGACUUGCCCUGCCCAGCCGGUUGACGUUUGAAGGAAUGAGGGGCAGCACGGCAUACCUGGACAUCUCUCUGGAUGCCAUCUCUAUCCAUCGGGGUUCCUGCAAUCGGGUCUGCAUGAUGCAAACGUGUAGCUUCGACAUUCCAAAUGAUCUCUGUGGCUGGAGCUGGAUCCCAACAGCCUCUGGUGCUAAGUGGGUCCAGAAGAAAGGAUCGUCCAAGGUGCCAAACGUGGGGCCUGAGGAUGAUUUCUCUAGCCCUGGUAGUGGCUUCUACAUGCUCCUGGACCCCAAGAAUGCAAAACCAAGGCAGAAAUCUGUCCUCCUGAGCCCCCUGAGACAUUCCUCUGGCUGUAUGAGCCUGUCCUUCCACUACAUCCUCCGUGGCCAGUCACCUGGUGCAGCCCUCACCAUCUACGCUGCCAUCUUGGGCAGCAUCCGGAAACACACUCUCUUCUCAGGACAACCUGGACCCAACUGGCAGCCUGUUUCCGUCAAUUACACAGGCCAGGGACAAAUUCAGUUCACCGUGGUGGGUGUGUUUGGAGAGACCCCAGAGCCAGCUGUGGCAGUGGAUGCAAUCAGCAUUGCUCCCUGUGGGGAGGGCUUUCCUCAGUGUGACUUUGAAGAUGAUGCCCAUCCCUUCUGUGACUGGGCCCAGGUAUCAGGGGAUGGCGGACACUGGACCCGAGGAAAUAAAAAUAUACACAUCCAGGGUGCAGGCAAUUUCGGAGGUCCCUAUAUUUACGUGGAGACUAACAAGUUCUCUGUGGCAGGCCAGUCUUUCAGACUGGUGAGUCGGCCCUUCUGUGCCCCGGGCGCGAUCUGUGUGGAGUUUGCCUACCACAUGUAUGGCCUUGGAGAGGGCACUAAGCUCAGUCUCCUGCUGGAGAGUCCUGCGGGCAGUGCCCCAUCUACUCUCUGGCACCGCAUUGGGUCUCAGAGUCCCGACUGGCUGAACACUUCUGUCACCAUCCCGUUGGGGCAUCAACAACCCAUGCAGCUGAUACUUGAGGCCAUCCGGGGUACCAACACUGCCUUUGUUGUUGCUGUGGGGUUUAUCUUGAUCAAUCAUGGGACUUGUCGAGUCCCCACAGAAAAACCCACCAUCCCUACUGAAAAGACCACCAUUCCCACAGCAAAACCCACCAUUCCCGCUGAAAGGUUCACAAUCCCUACAGAAAAACUCACUACUACUGUCCCCACAGAAAAACCCACCAUCCCCACUGAAAAGACUACCAUUCCCACUGAAAAGAGCAUCCCCACAAAAAAAUCCACUGUCCCUACUGAAAAGCCCGUCAUCCUCACAGAACAGCCCACUGUCCCCACUGAAAAGCCCAGCAUCCCCACUGAAAAGAUCACCAUUCCCACAGAAAAACCCACCAUCCCCACUGAAAAGACCACCAUCCCCACAGAAAGACCCAUCAUCCCCACUGAAAAGACCUCCGUCCCCACAAAGAGACCCACCAUCCCCACUGAAAAGACCUCCGUCCCCACAGAAAGACCCACCAUCCCCACUGAAAAGACCACCAUCCCCCUUGAAAAGACCACCAUGCCCACAGAAAAAUCUACUGUCCCCACUGAAAGGCACACAGCUCCUACAACACCCCAGCUGAGUCCAACACUUGUACCAGUUGGGCCAGCAGUCUUGGUGAUGCCUUCUACUACUGCUCCAAGUACCUCUAUGACCACUACAACCCCUAGACCUACUCCAGCGAAGUGCCCCCCAAAUGCCCACUACGAUCCCUGUGCCUGCCCAGCAUCCUGCGAGAGACCUAAGCCCAGCUGUGGGCCCCUUUGCAAACCCGGCUGUGUCUGCAAUUUUGGCUUUUUGUUUCGUGAAUCCAACUGCAUCAGAGCCUCUUCCUGUAACUGCUUCUACAACAACAAAUCCUAUAAGCCUGGGGCAAAGUGGUUCAGCUCUAAUUGCACAGAACACUGCCACUGCAGGCCUGGCAGUCAGAUAGAGUGCCACCUCGCUAGGUGUGGGACAAACACGGUGUGCCAGCUGAACAACGGCCAGUACGGAUGCCAACCCUAUGGCACUGCCACCUGCGCUGUCUAUGGAGACCCGCAUCAAGUUACCUUUGAUGGGAGGCACUUCAGCUUCUUGGGAAAAUGUACCUACAUCUUGGCCCAAACCUGUGGCAACUCAACAGAGCCAUUCUUCAGGGUGGCGGCUAAGAAUGAGGAUCGAGGACAGAAAGGCAUGUCCUACCUGAGCAAAGUCUACGUGACCCUGCCUGGGGUCACCAUCACACUACUCAAGGGCAGGGAAACGCUGGUUGGGGGUCGGCAAGUCACGCUCCCUGCCAUACCUUCUAAAGGCAUCUUCCUGGCUUCAAGUGGCCGAUUUGUGGAGUUGCAGACGUUUGGUUUGCGGGUGAGAUGGGAUGGUGACCAGCAGCUGUAUAUGAAUGUGCACAGCACCUACUCUAGGAAACUCUGUGGCUUCUGUGGCAACUACGAUGGGGACCGUAGCAACGACAACCAGAAGCCAGAUGGCACACCAGCACUGGACGCAGAGGAGCUGGGCAACAGCUGGCGGAUGGCGGAGGACGAGGACAAGGAGUGUCCGAAGAACACGACAAAUCCUUCGUCUUGCAAGUUGGGUUUUCUGAACAGUCUGUCGGGACUCCUGUACUGUGGACGGCUCACGGACACCCACGGAGCCUUUGAGGCCUGUCUGCCUCACCUCAAGAUCUCUCGGUUCUUCAAGAACUGCAUUCUUGACGUGUGCAAAUCCAAGGGGCUGCAGUCGGGGCUGUGUCUCCACAUGGCAGUCCUGACCGAGAUCUGCCAGGAGGCUGGCUACCCAGUGAAGCCCUGGAGGGAACCCCAGUUCUGCCCUCUGACCUGCCCACCCAACAGCAGGUACACUGUGUGUGCCAGGCCUUGCCCUGCCACCUGCCAUUCCGGGUUCUUCGGCAUGUCCUGCCAGAAACGGUGUGUGGAGGGCUGCGAGUGCAACCCGGGCUUCGUCCUCAACGGCCUCCAGUGUGUCCUCCCAUCCCAGUGUGGGUGCCUCGAGCCCACAAUGGGCUACCUCAAGGUAGGGGAGCAGUGGUUCAAGCCAGGCUGCAGAGAGCUCUGUGCCUGUGAGGGCAAGAAUAGAAUUCACUGCCGACACUGGAAGUGCCAGUCCCAGGAGGUCUGUGCUCAGUACAAUGGCACCUAUGGCUGUCAUGCCCGAGAGUCUGCCACCUGCGCUGUCUCGGGGGACCCCCACUACUUGACGUUUGACGGAGCCCUGCACCACUUCAUGGGCACCUGUGCCUAUAUCCUGACCCAGCCUUGCCAGCCUACACCUCUAGAGAACUUCACGGUGAGCACCACCAGUGAGUUUCGCAGUGGAAACUUGGAGGCCUCCUACGUCAGAGCUGUCAAUGUGCAGGUCUUCAACCUGAAAAUCUCACUGAUCAAAGGUUACAAGGUCAUGCUGAAUGGUCGCCGGGUGGCCCUGCCUCUGUGGCCUGCACAAGGCCGGGUGAGCAUAAGGCCCAGUGGCUCCUUUAUCCUCCUCUACACGGACUUUGGGCUUCAAGUACGUUAUGACGGGAACCACCUGGUUGAAGUGACUGUGCCCUCCUCAUAUGCUGGCCAGCUCUGCGGGUUGUGUGGCAACUACAACAACAAUAGCCUGGAUGACAAUCUGCUCCCCAACAAAAGGCCCGUGUCUGGCUCUGCCUACCUGGGGGCCGCCUGGAAGUUACCUGAGUACUCUGAACCAGGGUGCUUUUUGAGGGGUGCCAAGCCCUUCAGAUGCCACAGUGCCAGUGAAGCAAACAGGUGGCGAAAGGGUUGUGAUAUCUUAAGGAGCUAUAGGGGACCCUUUUCCCAGUGCCACAGCAUGGUGUCUCCCCAGUCCAGCUUCGUCAGCUGUGUGUAUGGUCAGUGUGUGACCAAGGGCGACCCCCUGACCCUGUGCCGCUCCCUGCAGGCCUAUGCAUCCCUGUGUGCCCACGCCGGCCAGGCCCUCAGCUGGCGGAAUAGCACCUUCUGCCCUCUGAAGUGCCCUUCUGGCAGCAACUAUAGCCACUGUGCCAACCCCUGCCCUGCCACCUGCCUCAGCCUGAACACCCCAAGAGACUGCCCAGCAGUGCUGCCCUGUACCGAGGGCUGUGAGUGCCAGAAAGGCCACAUCCUGAGUGGAACCUCCUGUGUGCCCCUCAGCCAGUGUGGCUGUGUUGACCAGGAGGGUUACUACCACCUGGUGAGGGAGAGCUGGUACACAGACAGCUUCUGCUCCAGGCUCUGCACCUGCUCCACUCACAACGUCAUCUCCUGCCACCAGGCCACCUGCAAGACUGGCCAGUUGUGCCGGCCAGUGGAUGGGUUGCUACGCUGCCAAGCUUUGGGUAUGGGAGUGUGCCAUACCUCAAACUACUCCCAGUACGUGACAUUCGAUGGCACUCACCAUAUCUUCAGGGGCACCUGCACUUAUGUCCUGGUGAAAGUGUGCCACUCCACCAUGGACCUGCCUUUCUUCAAGAUCAGUGGCAAGCACAGGAAGCAGAAAGGCCAGUCUGAUGCUUCCUACCUCUACCAGGUCAAUGUUGACAUCUUCAAUACUCAGGUCACCUUGAAAGGUGACAAGCGUGUGCUGAUCAACGGCACACAGGUUACCCUUCCCUCGACCACCCAGAUCCAGGGGGUCCGAAUCACUACCAGUGGCAUCUACACCUUGCUCAAUGUUAACAUCGGGCUGCAGGUCAAGUUUGACGGCAAUGGUUUCUUAGAGGUCGAGCUCCCUACAGUCUAUUACCAAAAGGUUUGCGGCAUAUGUGGAAACUUCAAUGGUGAGGAAGAGGAUGAGCUCAUGAUGCCCGAUGAUGAACUAGCCCAGAAUGACAGUGAAUUUGUUGACAGUUGGCAAGAUAAAGAGUCUAACCCAAAUUGCCAGCAAGAUGACCAGAAGAUCCAAGCAGAAAGGCAGAAGUUAGAUAUAAACUGCAGCACAGCUGACAUAGCGAGAGCUCAAGAACAAUGCCAGGUGGCCUUUGAGGCUCCAGCCUGGGCUCAAUGUGCCACCCGUGUGGUCCCCAGGCGCUUCCUGCUCCUCUGUAUCCAAAAGCUCUGUCGUUUUGGACGCCUGAAGAGCGCCCUCUGUGGGUCUUUGGAAACCUUCGGAGCCGCCUGCAAGGCCAAGGGGCUCAAGCCCCCAAUCUGGAGAAACAGCAGCUUCUGCCCUCUGAAAUGUCCCGCCCACAGCAGCUAUUCCACCUGCCUUCCUACCUGCUCAGCUUCCUGCAUGGACCAGUGCAGUGGCUCCCAAGUCCCCUCCGUUUGCAAGGAGGGCUGCAUUUGUCAGCCUGGCUAUGUGCUCAGUGGGCAGCAGUGUGUGCCCAGGAGUCAGUGCGGCUGCACGGAUGACUAUGGCAGCACCUUCCCAGAAGGUAAGACCUGGAUUGCCAUUCACUGCACCAGAAGCUGUUCUUGCACUGAAGGAAGUGUUCACUGCCAGCAGUUCUCUUGCCCUGCUGGCUCGCAUUGUGAGCCCAAACCGGGUGGCGUUGGCAGCUGUGAAUUGAACAGGUCAGAACAAUGCUCCAUUUACGGGGACCCCCAUUACCGUACGUUUGAUGGCCUCGGCUACCUCUUCCGGGGCCGCAUGACCUACACUCUGAUAAAGACCAUAGACGUGCUCCCUGCUGAGGUGGUGCCUCUGGUUGUGGAGGGGCGCAACAAAGUGUAUUCGUCCUGGAGCCCGGUCUUCCUGCACGAAAUCAUCGUGAUUGUCUACGGCUUCACAGUCCAGCUCCAGGCUGAUCUGCAGCUUGUGGUCAACAACCAGAAAAUGGCCAUCCCCUUCACGCCCAACAACCAUCUGCAUGUUACCAUGCGGGGCCAUCGCCUAUAUCUGAUAACAGACUUCAAGAUGAUUGUCACCUUUGAUGGAGGCAAAAACGCAGUCAUCACGCUGCCCAAUAUGUAUAAGAAGCUGGUGCUUGGCCUGUGUGGGAACUUCGAUGGGAACAAAAGGAAUGACUUUAUGCUGCCCAAUGGCACUGUCACUGACAGCCUUGUCAGCUUUAGCCACAGUUGGGAGGUACAGAAGAUCACGGGAGGUGGUCUCGCCCGCUUCUCAAGGGCCAUUCAAGAGAAGGAAGAGAAGGAAGAGGAGGAGUUAGGCUUCCACGCAUCAGAAUGCAGCAUGGAGCAGCUGCAGCUCAUCAAUAGCACCCAGGGGUGUAGGGUGCUGGUGGACCCCUAUGGACCCUUUGCUGCCUGUCAUCAGACUGUGGCCCCGGGGCCUUUCCAGGAGCACUGUAUGUUUGAUCUGUGUGCCGCCCGGAACUCCAAAGAGCAGGAGGAACUGCGCUGCCAGGUCCUCAGUGGGUACGCCAUCAUCUGCCAGGAGGCGGGCGCCACCCUGGCCAGUUGGCGGGACCACACCCACUGUGCCUUGGCAUGUCCGGCCAACACCGUCUAUCAGAGCUGUAUGACGCCAUGCCCAGCCUCCUGUGCCAACCUGGCAGCCCCCAGGGACUGUGAGGGGCCCUGCGUGGAAGGCUGUGCUAGCCUCCCCGGCUAUGUCUAUAGCGGUGCCUGGAGCCUUCCCCUGGCCCACUGCGGCUGCACCAACAACGGCGUCUACUACCAGCGCGGUGACAGCUUUGUGACUGAGGACUGCUCCCAGCGCUGCACCUGUGCCAGCUCUGGUGUGCUGCUGUGUGAGCCACUGAGCUGCCGUGCUGGGGAGAUCUGCACCCUGGGGAACCUCACUCGCGGCUGCUUCCGAGAGAGCCCGUGUCUACAGAACCCCUGUCAGAAUGAUGGGCGGUGCCAGGAGCAGGGAACCCACUUCACCUGUGAGUGUGAGCUUGGUUAUGGGGGACACCUCUGUACAGAGUCUCGGAAUGUGCUACCUCCCCAAAAACCAGAAGCAUCCAACUUUGUGGCCAUCCUGUUGGGGAUGCUUGUACCAGUGCUGGUCUUAGUGCCUGCCGUGACCAGGGCAUGUGUUUCCAGGAAGAAGAGGAGGAGGAAGAGGGAGAAAACGCAGAGCUAGAGCAGAGGCAGGCUGGCAGACACUGGUGAGAACCAUCCCCACCCCAGAACUCCAGCAGCUAGAAGCUGAGUCUG
Molecule: messenger RNA, 7586 nt
Organism: Nyctereutes procyonoides (raccoon dog)
Lineage: Eukaryota; Metazoa; Chordata; Mammalia; Carnivora; Canidae
Gene: ZAN
Product: zonadhesin
Exons: 47
Coding region: 1-7512 (2503 amino acids)
Cellular component (GO): membrane
Molecular function (GO): protein binding
Source: RefSeq, a predicted model, not a curated record